Molecule: messenger RNA, 1899 nt
Organism: Cyclopterus lumpus (lumpfish)
Lineage: Eukaryota; Metazoa; Chordata; Actinopteri; Perciformes; Cyclopteridae
Product: anthrax toxin receptor 1-like
Exons: 19
Cellular component (GO): membrane
Molecular function (GO): signaling receptor activity
Source: RefSeq, a predicted model, not a curated record
AUGGAUCAUCUGUACUAUGUCCGGUUUAUGAACCUGCUCGGAGGAUUAACUUCUUGAAUAAUGCCUUUGUGCUGGAGUAGAAGCUCCUGGUUGCCAGUGAUGUUUGGUGCUGCGCUGGUUGCUCUUACUGCUGCUAAUGCUGGACCAGGACAGGACAGAAGGCAGGCUGGAUCGUCAUCAUGCUUUGGAGGCUUCGAUCUCUACUUUGUUUUGGACAAAUCUGGGAGCGUGCAGAAUCACUGGACAGAAAUCUACAACUUUGUUGAACAUCUGGCUCAUAAAUUCAUAAGUCCACAGUUGCGGAUGUCCUUCAUUGUGUUCUCCACUGAGGGAAAGACCAUAAUGAGCCUGACAGAAGACAGGGAACGCAUUCGUAAAGGUCUGGAGGAGCUCUACAGGGUUCUUCCAGGGGGAGACACCUUCAUGCAUGAGGGCAUCCUGAGGGCCAGUGAACAGAUAUACUAUGGAAACACUGAAAGUUAUCGCACCGCCAGUGUUAUCAUAGCUCUGACAGAUGGAGAGCUGCACGAGGAUCUUUUUUACUACGCUGAGAGAGAGGCCAACCGCUCCCGGAGUCUGGGUGCCUCUGUUUACUGUGUGGGAGUCAAGGACUUCAAUGAGACACAGUUGGCAAAGAUAGCUGAUAGUAAGGACCAUGUGUUCCCAGUAAAUGAUGGAUUUGAGGCCUUGCAAGGGGUCAUUGACUCGAUCCUGAAGAAGUCCUGUAUCGAGAUCCUGGCUGCAGAGCCCUCUAGUAUCUGUGCAGGAGAGUCCUUCCAAGUGGUGGUGAGAGGAAAUGGAUUCCUCCACGCCCGCAAUGUCGAUAAGGUCCUGUGCAGCUUCCGCAUCAACGACACCCUCACUAAGAUGGUAAAGCCUUUGGUUGUCGAAGAUACAUAUCUUCUCUGCCCUGCACCAGUCCUUCAAGAGGAGGGGAUGGCAGCAAACCUUUAUGUCAGUAUGAAUGAAGGUCUCAGUUUCAUCUCCAGUUCAGUUACAAUUUCCACUGUGGGCUGUUCUGAUGGGACCAUCCUGGCCAUAGCUCUGCUCAUCUUGAUACUGUUCCUGGUAUUGGCUCUCCUCUGGUGGUUCUGGCCUCUCUGCUGCACUGUGAUCAUCCAUGAACCCCCACCACCAGCUCUGGAAGAGAGUUCGGAUGAUGAAGACUCUGAUGCACCUAAGAAGAAAUGGCCGACUGUAGACGCCUCCUACUACGGAGGAAGAGGAGUUGGGGGAAUCAAAAGGAUGGAGGUCCGCUGGGGUGAGAAAGGCUCUACCGAAGAAGGAGCAAAGCUGGAAAAGGCCAAAAAUGCCAAAGUGAAGAUGCCUGAACAGGAGUAUGUGGAGGGCCCCACACGCAUUCUCAACAACGGCAUGCACAAACCUUCGGGGCCACGCAAGUGGUACUCACCCAUCAAGAGCAAACUGGAUGCAUUGUGGGUACUUUUAAGAAAAGGCUACGACCGUGUGUCUGUAAUGAGACCUCAUCCGGGUGACAAGGGCAGAUGCAUGAACUUCACCCGCAUAAAGUCUCCCUCUCCUCGUUACCCACACCAUCACCCAUCUCCCAUCUACAACCCUCCCAGCAGAACUCCACCUCCACCGCAGGGCACCCUCCCACCGAGCCCCAGCAGCCCUCCAUCAUCUCCAACGUUCUCCUUCUCCACCCUUCCACUACUGCCCCCGACACCUCCUUCCACCUCCACCACUCCCUCCCCUCCCAUUUCACCUACUCCUUACACACCUCCAACCACCCUGCAGAUACCUGACCCUCCGGUGCUCCCUCCCACCCCUCCACCCUCUGCCUCCCCGACCGAUUCUCUGCCUCGUCUUCCACAUGGACCUCCUCCGGCGCGAGCCCCUCCACCUGCCCGCCCACCACCCCGCCCUGGCCUAUAG